GUAUUACAACAAAGUAACCAGGUAACACGGGUGUGCGUUAUUUUACAUGUUAAAACAGAAACUAGUUGAGGCUGGAUGUCAAAGCAAGAGUAAAGUUUUUUGUUUGUUUUGGGUUUUUUUUGCAAUAUAUGGCAAUUUGCGUGAUAUAGAUCUGGAGUGAUAAAAGAUAUUAUAAAUCACCAGUCAAACAGACAGACAUUCACACAAUGGACUUCAACACAGAAAAGGAACAUCUCACUAAAACACCAAGUAUAGCUUCUGAAGAUACUGACUUUUUAAUGAAUGAAGCUGAGCUCUGCAAUGAAGCCCUGCAAGCUGCCGACCUGCCUGCAGAGGAAUCCGGACAGCUCCAUGUGACUGAGGACAGGAGAUCCAGAGCACCACUGCAGAAAGCAUUGAGCCAGGGAUCCAUGCUUAGCCCUGAUGGCAAGGAGAAGUAUUUCACAGGACGUAUUGGCAGAUCUUCUGAAUGUCUGGCCUAUCACAGCUCAGUGCACCGAACGCAGUCACUGAGUGACAAGCGUUCAAAGUCUCAGCAGUCAGUAAGUGUGCUGGGCCGCUCUCAUAGUUCGAGUCACAUCGCUGGAGAGAGCCGAUGUGUUACCUCCGAGGGAAUGGCUGGAGAUGUAGUCGAGGACGUAGUUGGCGACGAGCUACUCUUGAAACCGUCUUCAAGUUUAUUUCACCAGUCUAGCUCAGCCGUUGCCAGGGCAGCAUCAACUGAGAAAGUGUCUUCAACAGCAGAACCUGAUAAUGGAACUCAGGAAGAAAGGGAAAAUGAAGUUCACAAAGCUGCAACUGUUUUAGAAUCAAAGACGCCCAAUAGCCCUAGCUGUAGUCUAAAACUGUUGCUCAGUUCUCAGAUUGAGAAUGCAGCAUUAAACACUUGGGAAAAAAUCCAAGACUCUAAAUCUCACUCAAAUUCAUCCCAAGUCUCCUCUGGCAGCAGCACAACAGGAUCCGAGACGGGUGCUUUUGACUACUCUGAGGCUAAGAAAGCUAUUGAAGAGCAAGCCAGAGGAAGAGAGAGUGAAUUUGACCAGCUGACCUUUAACCCAAGUGCUCCUUCCGUACUGCAGCGACAGAUAGUCGAUUUGAAGAGUCAUAUCAACGAUUUACAAGAGGCCAAUGAGAAUGCUGUCUUUGAACUAGCCAAAGCAGAUGAAGAGAUCUCCCAGCUAAAGGCUGAUAUGGCUAAACUGAAAGCUGAAUAUGAAGAUAGUCUGCAGGACUCCCUACAAAGAUGUAGCAUAUUCAAAGAACAGGUCAGUAGAAAAUUUGGAGAGCCACUCAGUCCUGUCAGUCAUGAGAACGGCUUGGACCUAAAAGGAGAGGUCUAUCAGCUACGCAGCGAGUCACGGAAACUCAGAGAGGCCAAUCACAGGCUGAACGAGGAGAACCACUGGCUGCAGGAGGAGCUGUGGGAUAUAAAGAGACAGCACGAACGACUGCUGAGAACCAUACUUAAUGGUGCAACUGACAGUGUAGAGAGAGGGGACUAUUCUUCACUAGCUCAAACAAUUGAACACAACACAGAGCAUAACGGGAAAGUGGACAGAGUGACAAGCCUGCAGUCAGAGUCUGAGAGACUGCCAUCAUCAGCACAAUGCAGGUAUGGAAAUGUAAAAUCAGAACGCAACAAUGGACUGGCUGAGAAUGAACUGCUAUCCUGGGAAGAGAGAGAAAAGGAACGUGCACAACACAACAGCUCCCCUCUUUCACUGGACAGUGAUGGCACAGACUUUCUGCUAGUGGGCUUCAACAAAAGGAACUUUUCCUCCAAACAUGUGGCUUUUAAAGAUGUCCUGAAGAAGCAGAUCUCUCAGACUGAGAACGGGGCUCUGGGGGAUGCCCCCACUGAGCUACACCCGUUAUCCUCCACCCGUCUUCACAGCCCGGGCAAGGAAAGCAGGCCACAACCCCUGCGGCUGGGUCGUCCUGCCCAAGAGACACUGCCAGGAGGCCUGCAGGAUGAUUCAGAUGAACUGAGUGAUGACAACUUGUCUUCCAUUAGUCAGAUCACCAAUGGCCUUCAUUCUCCAGUCCAUGGCAGCGCCAGCACAACUGCGAGUAAAACUGCCAUUGCACAUGCCCCUACACCCUGUGGCAGCCAAGCUGUCCUUGGCCAAAGACGAUCCCCUGUGCUGGUUCUGCCCAGACGGCCCUUUGCACCGCGCAGCUUUACGGAUUUGAGGGUUGGGAGCCUGGUCAAAUUCUCCCGGCCUGGAGGGAAGAUCAGCAAAGGAACCGUCAAGUAUCUGGGAAAUCUCCCGGGGAGGCAGGAGAUCUACCUGGGAGUGGAGCUGGAGGGCAAUGAAGUGGGGAAGCAUGAUGGGACCUUUGAGGGGAUCCGCUGUUUCCUGUGCAAACCCAACAAAGGAGUCUUUGUGAGCUUCAGCAAAGUGAUUAUGGCUUGGGAAUGAAGACAUUCAGAGACUGCAGUGGCCGAUCACUGAAGGGCUCAUACUGUUCUGCUCUACUGGAUAGAUACUUCGUCUAGAGGUUGUUCAAGUCCUUCAUAAAUUACAGUAAUCGAUGCUGGUCCACAUACAAAAUGUAUAAGGCUGUUUUUUUUGUCACCAGAUGGAUGAGCUAAAUAAAUUUAUAAAAAAAAAAAUACACUAGCUCUCAAUUUAUAAAAACACAUGGUGGUGGAUACCUCUUGUUUUCCUUUUGACUGCUGUUUUGCAAUCGCUAUACUGUGAAUAAAAGUUUGAUUUGGGGGGGUGGGGGGCGAAUACAUGACCCUGCAGCAAAGGAGCAGUGCUUUAGGGUUUGUUUUCCAUAAGGGAAGGUAAACAGAGGCUAUUCCACUAUUUAUUGUAUUGCUUAUAACAAAACAAAAGCUUUACAAACAACUACAAAUGUCAACAGAACAAAGUGAUUUAUAUUGAAAUUGAAAAUCGUAAGCCCUAAUUAUUGUUAUUUGAUGUACCGGUAUCCUGUGACAAUGAUAGGUAAUUCAAAUCUUUAAAUGGAUGCAAGAAAACUCAUUUUGCAGCUUCAACUUGAUCACCCCUGUUGAUUUAUUGCAGAAUUAUAUGGAGUAAAAAUGUGACAAAGAAUAUAUUAAUUGUGUCUAAUUGUAAAUGUGAAACAAUUUUAUGUCAAAUUUUACUUGGUUAAAUUUACACUUUGAAACACACCAAUUAGCAUUUCUGACAUUGGAUUUUAAAUAUAUAUGUUAACAUUUUAUACUGUAAUCGAUCGUUUUUAAAGAUCUCCUUUUUCUGAUUGCUACAUGGUCAAUAUAUCUGUACUGUAUUGUGUAAAAGAAUGUAAUGUUAAAUGUGGUGUCUCUAAUUAAUAUACUUUUCAGAUUUGAGAUCAAUUAUUGGGUGUUGUAUUUGUGUGAAGGAAUGAACUAGUUUUGUAAGGCUUAUAUAUUAAAAUGAGUGAAAUACUUGAAAAAGAUGAUUAAGGGGGCUUUUGUGAACAAAUACAAACAUACCUGGGAACACUGAAAAUAUGAAGUUGGCAUCACAAAUAGUUUAGAGAUAUUAGCAGUUGUAGUAGCGGUGUUAGCAGAAUUACAGUGGCUCUCAAAAGUAUUCACCCCCCUUGGACUUUUCCACAUUUUAUUGUGUUACAACAUGGA
Messenger RNA from Polyodon spathula (Mississippi paddlefish), 3598 nucleotides. RefSeq lists its product as uncharacterized. The coding region runs from base 207 to 2423 and encodes 738 amino acids. The record is from RefSeq and is a predicted model, not a curated record. Lineage: Eukaryota; Metazoa; Chordata; Actinopteri; Acipenseriformes; Polyodontidae. The transcript is spliced from 12 exons.